Penicillium roqueforti is the source of this 1563-nucleotide messenger RNA. RefSeq names its product DHHC family palmitoyltransferase. The record is from RefSeq and is a predicted model, not a curated record. Gene Ontology annotation, cellular component: endoplasmic reticulum; Golgi apparatus. Gene Ontology annotation, molecular function: protein-cysteine S-palmitoyltransferase activity. Lineage: Eukaryota; Fungi; Ascomycota; Eurotiomycetes; Eurotiales; Aspergillaceae. The transcript has 2 exons. Gene Ontology annotation, biological process: protein targeting to membrane; peptidyl-L-cysteine S-palmitoylation. Bases 1 to 1563 code for a protein of 520 amino acids.
AUGGCCACCUUGGCCUCGUCACCCCCGACCUCGCCCUCGUGGCCGAAACGACGCCCUCGAGCCUGGGCUCUCCGCUGCGAACGGUACUGCUGUGCAGCAGCAACCUGCUUUCCACUCGCCUUCGUCUACGGCCUCACCACAUGGGCAGUAUACGUCGCUGUCAGCAUCGGCAUCAAACCGUCACGGAGUGACUGGAUAGGUAUCCCGAGUUCCAUCCUCGCAUUUUCCCUCUACGCCCUCCUCAAUUUCUCAUAUACCGUCGCUGUUUUCACUGAUCCGGGGUCACCGACUUCUACUAGUCGCGGGACCGACCGUCAUGAGUACAGCGCCCUCCCUCCCUCCGAAGACCCGGAGUUCACAUCGUAUACCGUCACCUCGACAGGUGAAUCACGAUACUGCAAAAAAUGCCAGUGUCCGAAGCCGGACCGCGCGCACCACUGCUCGACAUGCAGACGAUGUGUCCUCAAGAUGGACCACCAUUGUCCCUGGCUGGCAACAUGUGUUGGGCUGCAUAAUUAUAAGGCAUUCUUGCUAUUUUUGAUCUACACCUCGAUAUUCUGUUGGGUUGUUUUUGCCAUUUCAGCCGUCUGGGUCUGGACCGAGAUCCUAAACGAUACCCAGUACAUGGAUACUAUUCUUCCGGUCAAUGUAGUUCUGCUGGCUAUCCUGGGUGGCAUCAUUGGAUUGGUUUUGGGUGGAUUUACAGCCUGGCAUAUCAGUCUAGCUAUACGGGGUACCACUACCAUUGAAUGUUUGGAAAGGACCCGAUAUGUGUCGCCUUUGCGCAAAGCGCUAUACAGACAGCGGAAUGAACCGGCGCCCAACAAUAACUAUUGGGGCGAGCCGGGCGAGGAAAGCUUAUCCAACCGAAUGCAAGACUAUGGAAAUCAAAUUAUCGAUGCCCACGCCAAUGCAAUCCCGGGAGUCACCCGGCCCGAAGAGGGCAUAUCUCCUGUGCCGCGCCCAUCAGGGCCCCCAGACGGCUCAGGGAACGGCCUCACGCCAGCGCAACAAGCGUUGACGCGGUCAUACGCCGAAAUGGAACGGCAGCGCGAGCACUCGCGGUACGAGGAGUAUCAAAACGACGAAGACAACGAAAAAAUGCCCAGCGCGUUUGACCACGGCUGGCGGCGUAACCUGCUCCACCUUUUCGGGGACCGACCGCUGCUCUGGGCUGUGCCCAUCUGCACAACUACUGGCGAUGGCUGGCACUGGGAGCCUAGUGCUAAAUUCCUAGAAGCGCGUGACCGCAUGCGACAGCGCCGAGAACAGGAAUCCACCGAGGAGCAGCAGUACUACCGUGAGUUGUACCAGCGCAAUCUAGACAACAGUAAUAGUUGGAUGGGAGGCGGUCCACAGCAGCGGGUGACAAGCCGCGGUGGCCUGCCUGAUCGACCUCCGACGUCGGUGUCGAUGCAGACUCUUGCACCUCGAUCACCGCGGCCGCGGCCUGGCGAUAGUGAUUAUGGGGAUGACGUGGAGGACGAUGGGUUAUUGGAUCCGGGCGCUGGCCGCCAGCAACCCACACGCCGUGAUCAUGAUGAAUGGCGGGCCUGGGACUAA